UAGUUUGCGGCGUUCGCUGUCCUCUCAUAUAUAAAGCAAAAUAUGCGCCUGUUUUAGUCAAUUGCUGUGUUCGGCUCAAUACGUCCCGAAAAAUGGUGCAGUUUUCAUUCUUGCUGUUGGCUUUCUCAGCCACCUUGCUACCUACCUUUGCAAGUCCAAACUACAUAAUCAACUACAGCUACCUUGAUGUGAUGGCCCAGUCCUAUUGUGCUGCCAGGGUCCCCGGAGCAGAAUGGGUGUUUGCUUUACGCAGGAACUGUACUAUGGCUCCAGAUUGCAACACCAUGUGCAACAACGCUAAAACAAGCAUUCUGUCGGCCAUCAGCAAUCAACGCACUAGUACGGCAUGUUUCGACGCCUUUAAUGUCAUAAAGGACCACCCAAUCUUGAGCCCAAAUUCUGGAAACGACCAGCCGGACUCUGGCCAAGUGAACCUAGGAUCCUAUAGCUACGGAACUAGUGGAUGCACGUGGCCUGCCAACAAGUGCGGUCCAAAUUAUUGCUGUUGCAAGGCAUUCUCACCAUGAACAGAAUAGAAUACAUCGGGCGCAUACCUGCAUAAACGCGAGUACGCGCCUGAAUCCCCAUGAUUCUGUAAAAAAAUCAAAAAUCAAAUCAAAGUUGCUGUAUGCGUACUUGACUACAUGAUCCUAAAACUGUCCAUUUUCCAGUACUAAAUAAAACACCUCAGAACGCCCAGAAUGAACCAGAUUGCACCAUGGUUUUCAAAUAGUUCCGAGGGGGCAUGCCCUCGGAUCCCCCUUGCACAAUUAUGAAUCCACGUCAAUAGAGGGCUAGCUACACUUUUGUAUAUGUUUGUAAAUAAAUCCUCUAAUGCCGAC
Molecule: messenger RNA, 842 nt
Organism: Mya arenaria
Lineage: Eukaryota; Metazoa; Mollusca; Bivalvia; Myida; Myidae
Exons: 3
Coding region: 93-527 (144 amino acids)
Source: RefSeq, a predicted model, not a curated record